AUGGAUGUUCUGGAGGAGAAAAUUAAGGAAGCUGAAUGUUUCCGUGACGGCUUUUAUCAGCAUUUUCCGAAAUCCACAUUGGAAGAGAAAAAGCAAGCCGUUCGUGAAAAGGUCCUACCAUUAAUUCAGGAUAUUCCGUUGGAUAUGAAUGCACAUUCAUCGACAUCUGCACGAUAUAAUUACAUUUGUGGGCGAAUUUUAAACAUCUGUUUGGAUUAUGAUGCAAAUUGUGAAAGACAUCUGUCACGUGCUGUAAAGUUGGAUCCUUCAUUGAGUGAUGCGUGGUAUGAACUUGGCGAAUGUGUCCGGAAGAAAGAAGAUUUCACGACAGCUGUGGAUUGUUUUCGCAAAUCAGCAGCUCUCAAGCGAAGUGGGAAAUGUCUUGCCUCACUUGCAAUAGCACUUCGACAAAUUGCCCUGUCCACAACGGAAGCAAAAAUCCAGCAAUCAUUGCAAGAAGAAGCUGCUCAAUUGUCUGGUGAAGCAGUUGAGCUCGAUCCAUACUCUGAGAAAGCAUGGCAUACAUUAGGGAAUUCAUGUUUGAUGCAGUUCUUCUUCAAGUACCAAGCAGAUAUGGAACUUAUGAACAAAGCUCGAGAAGCCUAUGAAACAGCGCUGCAACUUGGUGAUGUACGUUAUAGUCCGGAUUUGCAUCUCAAUUACUCAACUGCUCUCAAAUUUGUCCAGAAUUAUGGAGAGUGUUUGAAGCAUUUAAAAAUUGCAACUAUUUACGAUCCGGGAUUUUUGGAAGCAAAAGAACGACAAGAAAUACUGCUAUCAUUCUUGAAACAAGUUAACGGUCACGUGCAGAAAAAGGGUAAAUUGACUACUAAAAAAAUGCGACAUUUCAAAUCUUCGAUAUCUGAUGAAGAUUUUGGAGUGUAUUGUAAAAAACCAUUCAAGAAGGAGAGCGGUAAAAUAGAAAUUCUUAGAACAGUUUUGUUUCGGGAGUUAAAUGAAGGAAUUAACGGUGAUGUUGUGAUUUGUGGCAAAGUUAUUGCAAUCAUCCUUAAUACAGAAGUUAUUCCAUACACAUUUGUUGGUUGUGACAAAGAAGGAUCUUGCUGUGCUUUUUCUGUGUAUAAUGCAUCGGACAAAUUUGGAUUGAUUAUCGGUGAUUCGAUAGCUGUACCCGAACCUCACAUUAUCGAUGUCAAGAUUACAUCUGAAGAAAGUGGAUGCGAAAAUUUUGACUUUCGGAUUGUUCGCAUCGUUAAUCCGUUGAAGAUGCUUAGAAAUGGUAAACCAGUGAAGAUGGACUGUGUGGCAUUUUGUAAGGUGGUUGCUGAUUUUGUUUAUUAG
Messenger RNA from Loa loa (African eye worm), 1302 nucleotides. Its product is annotated as TTC5 protein. The record is from RefSeq and is a predicted model, not a curated record. Gene Ontology annotation, molecular function: protein binding. The transcript is spliced from 7 exons. Lineage: Eukaryota; Metazoa; Nematoda; Chromadorea; Rhabditida; Onchocercidae. Bases 1 to 1302 code for a protein of 433 amino acids.